Molecule: messenger RNA, 1806 nt
Organism: Aspergillus wentii DTO 134E9
Lineage: Eukaryota; Fungi; Ascomycota; Eurotiomycetes; Eurotiales; Aspergillaceae
Exons: 5
Coding region: 76-1806 (576 amino acids)
Source: RefSeq, a predicted model, not a curated record
CGCGCGGAGUCGGACCUCAUUCACCUUAACUUGCUUCAAACACCACCACCACCACCAGCCUUGACCAUAUCCAGGAUGUCAGUCUCCGACUCAGAUCUUUCGUCGCUAUCAUCGGCGCCACCGACAGAUGAUGAGUCUAUGGCUGUUGAUGAGCCUGUGGGGAUCGCAAAGUACUUCAAGAAGCAGGAGUCUGAAUCUCCGCCGCCGAAGCGGGCUCCCUCACCCCCUCACGAUUAUAUUCUAGCAGACAACCCGGAUAUCGCAUUCAUUGUAAUGUUCCGCGCGCGUUUCCACGAAGUAUUCCCGCGAUCAACACCACACUACGGACCACAAGAUAUCGAGAGAGGUGCUACAGAAACUCCACCGGGGGAUCAUAUUGAGAAACUAUUGUGUGCGUUGCUCGGCCUGGUAUUGAACCGGAAGAAGGAUGUUGAACGGAAUCAUUAUCAACGCCCUCUGGAAGAAGCGAUUCAUACUCAUGCGUCUCAAUGGCCCAAGGUCUGGGAGGGCAAGAACCCCCUUCACGGGGGUCGGACUUUUGCGACCAUGUCGCCGGAGGAACGCCUGCAACUGCUGAAAUCCCUAAUUCUAUGGUCCCUUUCUUCCUCCGAAGCCGUCCAAGCCAAGAUCAAAGAGUCCUAUAAGCAAGCACGCCAUGAAGAUGAUUUGAACCAGCCACUUUCAGUCCAACCCUGGGGACGCGAUGGACUUAAGCGCCGAUACUGGCUCAUUGAAGGGCAGGAUGAUACACAUUUCAGACUAUACCGGGAGAGCAACCCGGCAUUGAAGAAUGUCACAUGGUGGAGCGUGGCAGGCGAUAUUCCCGAGCUGAAGGCGGUUGCUGAUAAGCUCGAUGAAGAAAAGAGCACGAACUCCAAAAAGCUAAGCGAGAGAAUCAACAAUUCAAUUCCUCGUUUCGAGGGUGCAGAGGAGAAACGCAAGCGCCGCGACUACCGGAUUGCCCGAAAGGCUCAAUUUUCUCGACCAGAGCCUGGCUUCUCUCUCUACGAAGGUCGCACCCGUGGGAAGAAGCUCAAGUACACGUACUCUGACGACGAGGACUUAUUCUCCGACGACAUGCCCACAACCCGUCGAUCUACCCGAAACGCAUCCGGGGUUUCAACUCCUGGUGAGCCAGCGGGCCCCAAAUACACGGCAAGCGGAAGACAAAUUCGCUCACGUGCUGGAGGCUUAUAUGGCGAAGCCUUACUCCUUGGCCAGCGGGGAGAGGAUGAAUCUGAAGAGGAGACAGGCAGACCUCAGAGGAACAGAACCACUCGUGCGAAUGGACACACCGACUACGAUAUGCUUGAUGAAGAUGGCGACUCGGAAGGCGCCGACUCUAACGAGUGGCAGGGCGGAGAAGAGGAAGAAGAGAAUGACUUCGAGGGUGACGAUGAAGAGGGUGCCAGCGGGGAUGAAUCAGUACUGAAUGAUGGAAACCAGAGCCUCGUGGUGCAACUGAGGUAUGGCAAGGGAAAAUUGCCAAGUAGCCCGAAUGUCCCUGGCGAAGGACCAACAGGGCAGAACUUCGAGGCCAAAGAUGAGACAAAUGAGCAUAAGAGUCAACAAGAACAACCUGCCUCCACUCAAACGCAAGAGUCGGUGGCCAAUGGACCCCAAGACACAGCUCAGGAGAGCUCAGUCUCAGAUCCCAAAGCGCUCCCUACCCCCACAGAGGAGCCGAAGCAGAGUCUACAGCAAAAUGGACCAAAUGGAUUGACUCAUGGAGAUGCUGCUAGUGCCAAUGCUGGAAUACCUACCAACCAGCCUGCCGCACUCAACGGCACAAAUGAGGCAGGUUAG